UGGUCUUAUUGUUCCUGAGAAAGACAGCAAUGAAACAGUCCCAGAAGUUGUAGCUACUUCUGGAUACGCCCUUCUGCAUUUCUUCAGUGAUGCUGCCUAUAAUUUAACAGGGUUUAACAUCACAUAUAAUUUCAAUAUGUGUCCCAAUAAUUGCUCCGGCCGAGGAGAGUGCAAGCUCAAUAACAGCAGCAACGCUCUGGAAUGUGAAUGUGCCAAAUACUGGAAGGGAGAAGCCUGUGACAUUCCCUACUGCGACGAUGAUUGUGGGGCUCCUGAGAGAGGACGUUGCAACUUGAAUGACACUAAGGCGUGUUUGUGCUCUGCAGGCUGGCAAGGUCCUGGCUGUUCAAUUCCUGUUCCUGCGAACCAGUCAUUUUGGACCCGGGAGGAAUACUCUCUUCCAAAACUUCCUAGAGCAUCUCACAAAACCGUAAUCCAUGACAAUAAAAUGUGGAUUGUUGGAGGCUAUGUCUUCAAUCAUUCUGACUCUCAGAAGGUUUUAGCGUAUGAUCUUAUCUCUGAAGAGUGGCUUCCGCUGAACAACACUGUGAACUCGGUAGAGAUGAGAUACGGUCAUUCGCUGGCGUUGUAUAAGGAUGAUAUAUACAUGUAUGGUGGAAAAAUAGAUGCGACGGGGAACGUGACCAGCCAGCUGUGGGUGUUCCACAUUCCCACGCAGACCUGGACCCAGGUGACACCGAAAGCCAAGGAGCAGUACGCCGUCGUUGGCCACUCGGCACACAUCGUCACCCUGCAGGACGGCAGCGCCGUCAUGCUCGUCAUCUUUGGCCACUGCCCUCUCUACGGUUACAUCAGCAACGUCCAGGAAUACAACCUGACCGCAAAUACCUGGAACAUUUUGCAGACGAGCGGAGCUUUGGUGCAAGGAGGGUAUGGUCACAGCAGCGUUUACGAUCCAAACACGAGAUCGAUUUAUAUCCACGGAGGCUACAAAGCGUUCAGUGCCAACAAAUACAGGCUAGCAGAUGACUUGUACAAAUACGAAGUGGAUUCUCGCAUGUG
Molecule: messenger RNA, 1023 nt
Organism: Apaloderma vittatum (bar-tailed trogon)
Lineage: Eukaryota; Metazoa; Chordata; Aves; Trogoniformes; Trogonidae
Product: attractin-like
Exons: 6
Cellular component (GO): Golgi apparatus
Molecular function (GO): protein binding
Source: RefSeq, a predicted model, not a curated record